This is a messenger RNA of Etheostoma cragini (Arkansas darter), 382 nucleotides long. RefSeq names its product cofilin-2-like. NCBI's taxonomy places the organism in Eukaryota, Metazoa, Chordata, Actinopteri, Perciformes, Percidae. Gene Ontology annotation, cellular component: actin cortical patch; cytoplasm; actin cytoskeleton. Gene Ontology annotation, biological process: cell motility; actin filament severing; actin filament fragmentation. The record is from RefSeq and is a predicted model, not a curated record. Gene Ontology annotation, molecular function: actin filament binding. The transcript has a single exon. The annotation marks the transcript as partial.
GUGCUGUGCUCUGAUUGGCCGCCUGCAGGCGUCAGGCGUGACCGUGAACGAUGAGGUCAUCAGGGUGUUCAACGACAUGAAGGUGAGGAAGUCUUCGUCCCAGGACGAGGUGAAGAUGAGGAAGAAGGCGGUCCUGUUCUGUCUCAGCGAGGACAAGAAGAAGAUCAUUGUGGAGGAGGGCAAGCAGAUCCUGGUGGGGGACAUCGGGGACACCGUGGACGACCCCUACGCCUGCUUCGUCAAGCUCCUCCCCCAUAACGACUGUCGCUACGGGCUGUACGACGCCACCUACGAGACCCGCGAGUCCAAGAAGGAGGACCUGGUCUUCAUCUUCUGGUACGCAGUACUACACACAGUACACACACCUGGUCUUCAUCUUCUG